AAAUAGUGUUCACUUAUCAUCAUCAUUAUCAUCAUCUGCAUCAGUAGUAGUAACAGCAGCAGCAACAACAACAACAAGAACUGGGAAUUAAGUAAAAAUUUGAAAGUAAAAAAAGCAACAAAAAAAGCCAACAGAGUAACACUAAUUAGGAAUACAUUUUUUUGUUGUUUGUUUGUUUGUGUUUUUUUGUCAAAUUGUGUAUAUAUUAUUAUAUUAUAUUAUUAUGGAUCGAAAUUAUAAUUAUCCAGUUUCUCGUGAUUUUUUCAGUCACUCACAAACUUCAUCACUUUUUGUGCCCAAUGGACAUAGUUCGGAUAGUGAUUUAUUUUUUCAUCCCUCACUGAUUGAUCCUCACCACCACCAUCACCAUCAUCAUCAUCAUCAUCCGGCUAGUGCUGCUGCUGCUGCAGCCCAUCAUCAUCAUCACCAUCAACAGUCUAUGGUUGCUGCAGUGGCUCAUCAUGCCCACAACAUGAUUACACCUUCCCAUUUAACGAUGCACCAUCACCCUGGUACACAUCAUCAUCCCUCUUCAACGGCAGCCCUUCUCAGGUACAUGAGAUCAACUCCCAGUUCAGUGAAACAGGAGAUUAUGACUUGUCUAUGGAUUGAUCCGAAUCAACCUUCUCCAAGGAAAACCUGUAAUCGUUCAUUUCCAGGUAUGGGUGACAUUGUGCAACACAUAACCCAUGAUCAUGUUGGUGGACCCGAGUGCUCCAAUCACACCUGUUACUGGGAAGAUUGUCCUCGUAACGGGAAACCCUUCAAAGCCAAGUACAAAUUGGUUAACCAUAUUAGGGUUCAUACGGGUGAAAAGCCCUUUGCAUGUACAGUUUGUAACAAAGUUUUUGCCCGAAGUGAAAAUCUCAAGAUUCACAGGCGAACUCAUACAGGAGAAAAGCCAUUUAAAUGUGAAUAUGAAGGUUGUGACCGAAAAUUUGCCAACUCUUCUGACCGUAAGAAGCAUAGUCAUGUUCAUACAAGUGACAAACCUUACAACUGCAAGAUUCGAGGUUGUGAUAAGAGUUAUACCCAUCCAAGUUCACUGAGGAAACACAUGAAAGUUCACGGUCGUAGUCCACCUCCAUCCUCACUUGACGGUGAUACAACCAUGAGGAAUACAUCGUCUGCCCCACUAUCAACAACGGGUGACCUAAUUGAUUCAAAAAGUGAACUUCAAGCUAAACUGUUGGGUACACCGUUAGGCAAUUUAAACUCAUCCAACACCAACAACAACAAUAAUAAUAAUGUUAAUAAUUUAAAUUUAAACAACCUUAGCCCAAACUCAUCUUCAAACCACAGCAAUCACGGAACAAGUUCAAUCAAUGGCAACUCAUCUUCAUCGGAUUUACUUCAUCACUCACACCUUUCGGGACACCAUCCAAGCCACCUUCAGCCACCCUCUCAACAAUCCCAACAACAACAUCAACAUCACACUUCACCUUCAUCCAAUUCAAACUCAUCUCUGUACCAUUCACCUCUUCACCAUCAUGGUUCACCACUCCAACCACCUGGACUAGUAGCACCAACAUCCCAUCAUCAUGCACCUCACCAUCAUCAACACUCUCUCUAUUCACAUCCAUCCCAUCAUCCACACCACCAUCCACACCAUGGGCCAACCUCAGCCUCUUCCCAUCACCCCUUAAUCAACCAUUCAAAUCAUUUACAAAAUGUAAAUCAUUCAAGCAAUGGUAACACAAACAGCAACACUGGCAACAACAGCAACAAUCCAAGUAACGGUAACACCAACAACUCGACCAACAACAGCAACAGUUUAACGCCAACCUCAUCCAGCAAUGGAAGUAACACCAACAAUUCAAGCAACAACUCGAGUAACACCAGUAACAAUCCAUCAAACAAUGUUAAUAGCAAUUCAAAUAGCAACAGUAACAGCAGUAGCAACACCAAUUUGUACGGUGCUCUUGGACCUCACAAUGGACUCCAUCCAUACACUAAUUUUUCCUCCCUUUCCAAUCGUAGUAACAACAAUUUAACCGGUAACACACCGGUCUUCAAUUCAAAUUCACUUCAUCACGGGACCCAUUUAACUGAUUGGUAUGUUUGCCAUCCAAAUGGACCAGGUGGACUUCCCACACCGCCUUCAAAUGAACUCUCACCAGUGGCUAAUGCACCCUCCUUAUACCCAGGUCAUACUCUACCUCAUAUGUCUCAUCUUCAUGUUGCAACUUCAUAUUAAAUUAAUUAAUUAAUUA
This is a messenger RNA of Tetranychus urticae (two-spotted spider mite), 2213 nucleotides long. RefSeq lists its product as uncharacterized. The record is from RefSeq and is a predicted model, not a curated record. Gene Ontology annotation, cellular component: nucleus. Gene Ontology annotation, biological process: regulation of transcription by RNA polymerase II. Gene Ontology annotation, molecular function: RNA polymerase II cis-regulatory region sequence-specific DNA binding; DNA-binding transcription factor activity, RNA polymerase II-specific. Lineage: Eukaryota; Metazoa; Arthropoda; Arachnida; Trombidiformes; Tetranychidae.